ACUUUUUACCUUUUCACCUGCGGUUCCACCAGUUCGAUUCACUAACCCGGUGAUCGGAAUCAAAGAUCCGGUCGGAAGUUCGAAGCUCGAAAUUCACAUGAUCGGGUUCCGUAGAACAAUUACUUUGUCGGAGAUUCGCAGGUUUAAACGCUUUGGACAAUGUUACUUUUCCGUUAGAACCGCUGCGUCUGCAUUGGAAUGGUCGGAAUCGAUUGUCCCGAGCUUAGACUCUCACACUUACGACGAAUUACUCCGCCGCUGCAUUGGUCAAAACGACCCGAUCUCAACGAAGGCUAUCCACUGCGACGUCGUCAAGCGAGGCAUCUGCUUAGACCUCUUCGCUUCAAACAUUCUCCUCGAUGCCUACGUCAAAGCAGGUUUCGCGGAAGAUGCCUUGAACCUGUUCGACGAAAUGCCUGAGAGAAACCACGUCUCGUACGUCACUCUCAGUCGAGGCAACGCGUGCGAAGAUCCCGUUGGUCUUUACACCAGGCUGCAUCGAGAAGGUCACCUGCUUAAUCCGCACGUGUUCACUUCCUUCUUGAAAUGGUUCGUCGGUGUAGACAAAGCUGAGAUCGGUUGGUGGUUGCAUUCUUUUAUAGUUAAGCUCGGUUUCACCUCCAAUGCUUUCGUCGGAGCUGCUCUUAUCAAUGCCUACGCCGUCUGUGGCGAUGUUGAUAGUGCGAGAAGUGUCUUUGAGGGGAUUUUGAGAAAGGACGUUGUUGCUUGGGCUGGGAUUGUCUCUUGCUACGUGGAGAAUGGGUUCUUGGAGGAUUCUCUUAAACUGCUUUCUCGCACGGGGAUGGAGGGUCUCAUGCCCAACAACUACACUUUUGAUUGUGCUUUAAAGGCUAGCAUUGGGCUAGGCGAGUUUGAUUACGCCAAGAGCGUUCAUGGGAGAAUCUUGAAAACGUGUUACGAGUUAGACCCUCGUGUAGGUAUUGGUUUGCUUCAGUUGUAUACGCAGCUUGGAGACAUGUCUGAUGCUCUCAAAGUAUUCAGCGAGGUGCCGAAGAGUGAUGUGGUGCCUUGGAGUCUUAUGAUUGCUCGUUUUGGUCAGAACGCGUAUUGUGACGAGGCGGUUGAUCUGUUUAUCCGAAUGAGGCAAGCUUUCGUUGUUCCCAACGAGUUUACUUUCACCAGUAUCUUGAACGCGUGUGCCAUCGGAAAGUGUUACGCCUUAGGAAAGCAACUUCAUGGUCUUGUGGUGAAAGGUGGGUUCGAUUUGGAUGUCUAUGUCUCGAAUGCUCUUAUUGAUGUAUACGCCAAAUGUGAGAAAAUGGAUACCGCUGUGAAGCUAUUUGCUGAGUUAUCAAAUAGGAACGAGGUGAGCUGGAAUACAGUCAUUGUCGGGUACGCGAAUCUAGAUGAGGCAGAAGAAGCUUUAAGCUUGUUUCGUGAAGCCCUGAGAAAUCAGGUGUCGGUAACUGAAGUGACUUGCUCAAGUGCUAUUGGAGUUUGUGCUUCUUUGGCAAGCAUGGAGCUAGGCGCGCAAGUUCAUGGCCUGGCGAUAAAAACUAACAAUGCCGAGAAAGUAGCAGUGAGCAACUCAUUGAUAGAUAUGUAUGCAAAAUGUGGUGAUAUCAAAGACGCGCAGUCCAUGUUCGAGGAGAUAGAAACCAAAGACGUACCUUCCUGGAACGCGUUGAUCUCAGGGUACUCCACGCAUGGACUUUGUAGAGAGUCGUUGAGAAUCUUCGACAUUAUGAAGGAUAGUGAUUGCAAGCCAAACGCGUUGACGUUUCUUGGUGUUCUUUCCGGAUGCAGCAAUGCAGGAUUAAUAGACGAAGGUCUAGAAUGUUUCGAGUCGAUGAUUGGAGAUCAUGGUAUUGAACCACGUUUGGAACAUUACACGUGCAUGGUCAGGCUUUUGGGAAGAUCAGGGCAGCUCGAGAGGGCUAUGAACCUGAUCGAAGGGAUCCCAUAUGAGCCUAGCGUUAUGAUCUGGCGGGCAAUGCUCAGCGCCUCGAUCGAUCAGAACAAUGUGGAUUUUGCAAGGAGAGCAGCAGAGGAAAUACUAAAGAUCGAUCCAAUGGAUGAGGCGACGUAUGUUCUGUUAUCAAACAUGUACGCAGGUGCAAAGGAAUGGGCAAACGUUGCCUCAGUUAGGAGAAGCAUGAAGGAGAGAGGUGUAAAGAAGGAACCUGGCUUAAGUUGGAUAGAACAUCAAGGAGGCGUGCAUUACUUCAGUGUGGGAAGGUUAUCGCAUCAUCCGGAUAUUAAGCUCGUAAAUGGGAUGCUGGAGUGGCUUAACAUGAAAGCAAAACGAGCUGGCUAUGUUCCUGAUAGGAAGGCCGUCCUGCACGAUAUGGAUGGUGAAGAGAAGGAUAAGAGAUUGUGGUUUCACAGCGAGAGGUUGGCUCUUGCGUUUGGGCUCGUUCGAAUGCCGUUAUCAAGAAAUCGCAUAUUGAUCAUCAAGAAUCUAAGGAUAUGCUCUGAUUGCCACAGUGCUAUGAAAGUGAUAUCGAGUAUAGUUCAGCGAGAUCUUGUCAUCCGAGAUAUGAACCGGUUCCAUCAUUUUCAUGAUGGAGUUUGCUCUUGCGGUGACUACUGGUGAAUGGAAGGAGACAGAAUAUAGACACAAAUUUCAACAUUUUUUUUUUUUUUGAU
This is a messenger RNA of Brassica oleracea var. oleracea, 2610 nucleotides long. RefSeq names its product putative pentatricopeptide repeat-containing protein At5g13230, mitochondrial. The record is from RefSeq and is a predicted model, not a curated record. The transcript has a single exon. Gene Ontology annotation, molecular function: zinc ion binding; protein binding; RNA binding. Gene Ontology annotation, biological process: RNA modification. NCBI's taxonomy places the organism in Eukaryota, Viridiplantae, Streptophyta, Magnoliopsida, Brassicales, Brassicaceae. Bases 98 to 2557 code for a protein of 819 amino acids.